AUGUACUUAAUUUUUCUUGGGUUUGAUAUUUAUGCUACAGGCAAUGCAUGGUUGAACGGGGUUUCCUCUAAGGAUAAGAAGCUUCACUUUGACAACCAUACAAAGUGUAGCGCCAUAUCCAAAUCUCGUACUCAAGGGUAUGAAGCCGACGUGUUUCAACCAAAUGGUUUGCCAGUUAUAAAGUGGCAGGACAUUGUGGAAGACAUCGAACAGGAAACUCUCAAGGUGUCCAUAUCAAAGGAUAUUAAAAAACGGGUAAAUAUGAUCAAAACUAUGUUGAGCACCAUGGAAGAUGGAGAGAUCAACGUCUCGGCAUACGACACGGCUUGGGUGGCUCUGGUGAAAGACGUGAAUGGAAGUGACAAGCCGCAGUUCCCGGAGAGCCUCGACUGGAUUGCCAACAAUCAGCUUCCCGACGGCUCGUGGGGCGACGCCCUCAUUUUUCAGGCCCACGAUCGCAUUCUCAACACUUUGGGUUGUGUGAUCGCGCUCACCUCCUGGAAUUUGCACCCUGAUAAAUGCGCCAAAGGGAUGAAGUUCUUCAACGAGAACCUGAACAAGUUGGAAGACGAGAACAUGGAGCACAUGCCCAUCGGCUUCGAAGUUGCUUUCCCUUCCCUACUCGAGCUCGCCGGCCGCUUGAACCUCGACGUCGCCCACGAUUCCCCUGUUCUGCAGCAGAUUUACGCCGCCAGAAACCUCAAGCUCAAAAAGAUUCCAAAGGAAAUACUGCACACUUUUCCAACGACACUACUCCAUAGCUUGGAAGGAAUGCCAGAGCUGGAUUGGGAAAGGCUUCUGAAACUGCAGUGCCAAGAUGGCUCUUUCUUGUUCUCCCCUGCCUCUACUGCCUACGCGCUCUCUCAGACCAAGGACCAAAAGAGCUUGGGAUACCUCAGUAAAAUUGUCCAGAAGUUCAGGGGAGGAGUUCCGAAUGUCUACCCGGUUGAUCUGUUCGAGAACAUCUGGGCUAUUGACCGGAUGCAGCGGUUGGGAAUUUCAAGAUACUUCCAGCCUGAGAUUACUAAAUGUGUCGACUACAUUGAAAAACACUGGGAUCAGAAGGGGAUUUGUUGGGCCAGGAACUCUGAGGUCCACGACAUUGAUGAUACUGCCAUGGGAUUCAGGAUCUUGAGAACCCACGGCCGUCAAGUUUCUCCUGAUGUGUUCAAGUAUUUCGAGAAAGACGGCGAAUUCUUUUGCUUUGCUGGACAGUCGAAUCAAGCAAUCACUGGACUAUUCAACCUGUACAGAGCGUCUCAGGUUUUGUUUCCAGGAGAGGAAAUCCUGGAGAACGCCAAAGAAUACGCCUAUAAAUUUCUAAGGGAGAAGCAAGCAUCUAAUGAGCUCCUUGACAAAUGGAUCAUUACCAAGGACUUGCCCGGAGAGGUGGGAUAUGCAUUGGACGUCCCGUUCUAUGCUAGCUUGCCCCGAGUGGAGAGCCGAUUCUUCAUUGAACAAUACGGUGGGGAGGAAGACGUGUGGAUUGGAAAGACUCUCUACAGGAUGCCACUCGUGAAUAACAACGAGUAUUUGGAGCUUGCCAAGAUUGACUACAACGAUUGCCAAGCAAUGCACCGCAUGGAAUGGGACAACCUUCAAAAGUGGUACGAGGAAUGUGGAGUGGGGAAAUAUGGUGUGAGCAAGAGAAGCCUGCUGCACGGCUACUACCUGGCGGCGGCCACCGUGUUUGAACAAGACAGGUCAGAGGAAAGACUGGCAUGGGCCAAGACCACCGUGCUUCUCGACGCCGUCGAGUCAUACUUCCACGUCAACGACUCCAAUGAUCAGCGGGCUGCCUUUGUCCACGAGUUCACCCACGGUAUCGGCGUCCGAGGACUCGUCAACGGAAGGAGAUCGAGUGAGGACAGGAAAAGACAAGACCUUGUAAAAUUGGUGCUGAGCACGCUAAACCACAUCUCGUUGGACGCCCUGGUUGCUCAUGGCCGGGACAUUGGCCACUCCUUGCGCCACUCUUGGGAAGAGUGGCUGGUGAAAUGGGAAGAGGAAGGAGACAGGGGAGUUGGGGAGGCAGAGCUGCUGGUGAAGACACUCAGCUUGGCUGCUGGCCAUUUGAACUCUCAAGAGUUCUUGGCGGGUAAUGACAAUCCGCAGCACCAAAAGCUGGCCGAAAUCACCAACCGAGUUUGCCAGCAGCUUACCCAUUUCUGCCACACAAAGGAAGGGGAAAAUAGCAGCAGCAGCCUCCCAACCACAACCCCAGAGAUAGAGAGUGGAAUGCAGGAGCUGGUUCGCAUGGUGACCCAGAAUGAUGAAGGGAUCAAAUCCGGUCAAAUGAAGCAGAGAUUCCUGGAUGUGGCCAGGACAUUCUACUACACUGCUGUUGUUGACCCUGGAACCAUCAAUCACCACAUUGCCAAAGUGCUGUUUGAGAGAGUGUAUUAGGGAAAACAGCAGCUUCAGAUCCAUUAUUGUGUAUAUCUCUCUCUAAUCAUCCAUAUCUCAAGGUGUCUCUCCCUCACACACACACACAAGUUCUGGGGAAUCUCAUUUGAUAAGUUCAUUCAAAUUCCUGUUGUAAUCAAUAGCAAUCGUGUAGUACUCCAUAGUUCCCCCUUUUGGUUCAAUUGGGAACUAUGUAUAUGUAUAGGUCCAGGGGAGAAUGAAACAAAAGGUGUCAGUGUCAUGUGGCCCUUUGUAACUGUGACACUUAAUUUCUCCCCACUUUUUUAUUUCUUAAUGAAAAUCUGGC
Molecule: messenger RNA, 2713 nt
Organism: Linum tenue
Lineage: Eukaryota; Viridiplantae; Streptophyta; Magnoliopsida; Malpighiales; Linaceae
Source: the annotation of a GenBank genome assembly